This is a messenger RNA of Fusarium musae, 2139 nucleotides long. RefSeq lists its product as uncharacterized. Gene Ontology annotation, molecular function: zinc ion binding; DNA binding. Lineage: Eukaryota; Fungi; Ascomycota; Sordariomycetes; Hypocreales; Nectriaceae. The record is from RefSeq and is a predicted model, not a curated record. Gene Ontology annotation, biological process: DNA-templated transcription. Bases 1 to 2139 code for a protein of 712 amino acids. The transcript has 7 exons.
AUGCACGUUGCAGUUCAGUUCAUCACCCCCGCAAACUCGUGGCGAUCAGGAGUCUGGGGUAGCUACGAUACCGUAAGACACUAUGUCGACGCGAAGCUCGAAAGUCACAAAGAAAUCGAGGCUGAGUCGGACAGCGAUCAGCUGCGACCGUUGCAAGUCGAGGAAGACAAAGGUGAGGCUUGCGACCCAGUCAUACUCAGGCAUUUACUAAGCAAUCUGCAGUGCAACAAACCUGAUGCCGAUGGCCCGUGUGAUUACUGCCGCAGCAUCGAUGAGGUUUGCUCAGUGGACAUGGAGAAACGGCGGCAAAAGCCCUUCUACUUCGUCUCCGAAGAAGAAUAUCGUCUCUUGCGCGAGCUUUGUAGUAGAUGCUUCCCAGACGAAGAGUUGACGAUACCGAAUCUACGCCGAUUAAUCGACGACAACCAAAAACCGGUGACCAAGGCACAGACUAACAUCGCAACGCCGACAAUGUCAUUGAUUGAAGUAUCGGCAGAUGCACCCCUCAUAGACUGUGGAGAUGAGCCAAUCGAUCAAGGACAGGUCUUGUUGGAUGCUGUAGAUGAGACUCAAGUUGACGAAGAGGAGAUACUAUUGCCAGAGAUUGUCAAUCUACACCAAGACCUGGGUUGUCUUCUAGCCGACACUCAUGGGGAGUAUCGGUAUAUGGGAGCAGAGUCAGGCGUCAGCUUCAACAGCGCCGUGAGGUCAUGGAUGUUGAGAAUGGGUGCAGGGACGAGAAGCAAGGACAAGGACAAGGACAAGAUACCUGGAAUGCUCAAAGUCAGUCCGCCAUCAGUCAAGUCUCCUUUGACGGAUGUGGCAUCGUCGCCUGGGAAUCCAUGCCAGUUUCCGUCGCAAGAUUUACUAUCAGCCUGUGCAGCUCGCUUCUUUGAGCAGGUCCACUGCUUGUAUUGGAUAUACUCUGCCGAAUCAUUCUACACCCGACUCGAGACGACAUAUUCUGGGGAUGCUGGACAGCUCACUGCUUCGUGGCUUUGUUCACUUCAUGGAAUAGUAGCGUUAUGCGCCUCGUGUGAGCCUUCGCCUAAUGGUUUAGUCAACGGACAGAGAGCCCACGACUCACUGGAGAUGGCCAAGUCUCUGGUGACCAGAGUUUGCGAUGAAGCAGAUCUUGACAGUGUCAGAGCAUUGAUAGUCUUGUCUCUGGCAUUCCAGUCCAAUGGCUUCACUAACUCCGCAUAUCUUUACAUCGGUCUCGCCGUUCGCAUCGCCUUCUCUCUCGGCCUUCAUCUCGACAAGUACUCCACAAAGAGCGGCGUUGUUGUCAGUCCAGGCUCACACACGCCGAACGGAUAUCUCGAGCAGUGUAUACGUCUCGCUCAGAUAACACAGAGUAUACGGCAGAACCUCUAUGAUGGACCUGUUCAUGGUGGACAAAGGCUAUCGAGGUCUCACUUCAACGAUUCUAUUAGUGCACUACAGGACUGGCUAGAUCACGUACCGCCACAUCUCCAGCUCUCACCCUCAGUAUCAUUGUCCUACAGACGGUCUAUAUCUCUUCUUCAUCUUCGCUACUGGAGCACCAUGAUGCUCGUCACUAAACCCUUCCUUCUAUGCAAUCUGUUACGGGGCAUCGAGCAUGUUGAGACAGUCAAGCAACCGAUAUUCGCCGCACUAGCGAGAACUUGUGUGUCUGCCGCCGAAUCAUCAUUUGAGAUCCUGGAAAGCAUGGUCCUUCACAAAGUAGCCUCCAGUCUGGUCAUGGCCGAUUAUCUCUUCGCCUUACAAGCACUUCAAGUCAUUGUUGCUGCGUGCGGACUGUAUCACAUGGACGGACACCAAGCUCGGGCAAAGCAGUGUCUGCGAAUCCUCCUGGCUAUCAGCGUAUCUGGCUACCCAAAGCAUCUCAUUCCGGAGACACUAUUCCAGCUACAGCAGUGUGGACUUGCUGAAGGUGUCGAAGAAACAUCAAAUAUCGCAUUACAACCAUCUGAACCUCUGGGAUAUCCCCAGAUGGUGACUGAGCCUCUGCAACGGAUUUCCCUAGAUCAAAGCACAGAUCAACUAGCGAUGACUUGGUUGAACGAGCUCGACAUGGCAGAUAUCGUUAUUGACAACGGAUUUCUCGAUAAUCUGAUGGACAUCUCUUCGAUCUUCCCUUUUGGCUCAUCAUGA